GUCAGCAUGAGAAUGCACCCUGCAUUCAAGCUCCUGCAACGUUGUGCACAGUCCCCUGCCACGCAUUUGGCUCUCUUCGACAAAUUGAAAGGCACUUUUACCUAAGGCUACGGUAGUCUUCUUCUGUGGGGGGGUGGGGAGCACAAGAAGGGCGGCUGGCAGAGCUGCCUGGAGGUGGAAGGCCCGGCCUGAGCAAUGCAGCGAUUGGUUCCGUCCUUUCUGCAUUUGCGCAGAGAGGGAAAAGCAGCCGCUCGAGUUUGACCGCGUAUCCUGCACUUUUUGGCAUCUCAUUGUGAUCAUCUGAUAGCAACGUCGAGUGGGAAGCCGGAAAAUUGUGCACCGCCUCAAUGGCUGAGCCCAAGAAAGCGCGAUUGGAGGAGGAGGAGGGGCAACAAAAUGGGGCCGAGGAGGGGGGGGGCGAUGCGGAUGCUCCGGAGUACGAUGAGAAGCUCCUCAAGGACAUUGAGAAGCUGCAAGAGGUGCAAGACGAGCUAGAAAGGGUGAAUGAAGAGGCGAGCGACAAGGUGCUGGAGGUGGAGCAGAAGUACAACGAGGUGCGGCGGCCCGUCUACAACCGCCGCAAUGACAUCAUUGGCGGCAUCUCCGACUUCUGGCUCACAGCGUUUCUGAGCCACCCCGCGCUGUCGCAAGUGCUGUCGGAGGACGACCAGAAGGUGUUCAAGUACCUCAAGGAGCUCAACGUCGAGGACUUCAAGGACGUCAAGUCCGGCUACACCAUCUCCUUCACGUUCAAGCCCAACCCGUUCUUCAAGGACGAGAGGCUGAGUAAAACGUUCCGCUUCUCGGAGGACGGCCUGGUGACCGUGACGGGAACCAUGCCACGCUGGAAUGAGGGCAUGGACCUGGUAAACGGGGGCAGCGUAAAGGACGAGCAAGGGCGGAAACGGGCCAGAAGCGAGGACAGCUUCUUCCGGUGGUUCAACGACAGCGACGCCACGUACGAUCCCUCCCAAGACCAGGACCAAAUUGCCGAGGUAAUAAAGGACGAGUUGUGGCCGAACCCGCUCAAGUACUUCAACAGCGACCAAUACGACGAGGACGAUGACGAGGAGGACGAGGGCGAGGAGGAUCUAGAAGAAGAGCUGGAGGAACUAGAGGAGGAAGAAGAGGAAGAGGGGGAGGAAGGAGAAGAGGGCGAGGAAGAAGAAGGGGGGGAGGAGGAAGAGGGCGAAGAGGAGGAAGAAGAGGAGGGGGGAGAAGGGGAGGAGGAAGAAGAAGGGGCGGAAGAGGCAGAGGAAGAGGGAGAGGAAGGGGAAGAAGAGGAGGGCGGCGAGGAGGGCGAGGGCGACGAGGAGGGGAACGAAGAGGGGGGCGACGAGGAUGAAGGCGAAGACGAGGAAGGCGAGUGA
Molecule: messenger RNA, 1370 nt
Organism: Klebsormidium nitens
Lineage: Eukaryota; Viridiplantae; Streptophyta; Klebsormidiophyceae; Klebsormidiales; Klebsormidiaceae
Source: the annotation of a GenBank genome assembly